UCAAGCUAACGUCAAAGUUAACAAGCUAACCAACUUUAUGUACAGUAGGUUCAAUAUUAAUGUCAUUCUAGGUUACUUAUUGAGCCAUUGAUUGACUUAAAAUGAGUUUAGACACACUCUUUGAGCAAAUCCUUGUCACUGAACAGCAGUUAACUGAACAGACUCAAAGACUAAAGGAAGUUAAAGUGGCCAUUAUCAGAUACAAUGAGAAGAUAAAGAGCGCCACUGAGAAGAAUGAAAAGACUAAUGAGGAACUGGAGACAAAGGCUCAGCAGUUGUCUGCGAUGCGGCUGCAGCGCGACCUGAUGAAGAAAAGUGAAGUCCAGAUGUUGAAGCAGAUCCAGGAGCUGCUCGGCCAGAAGAGCCGACUCACAGAACAGCUCGCCAAGAUAAAGUGGGAGUGUAAGGAAGAAGAGAAAAACUUCCUCGAAGAGAUCUCGAGGUUUAACGGCGACUUCAGUCUCUGCGGGAACAGAGGCGUAGUUUCUGAGAAACAAACACACACCGAGAGGCUGAACCUGCAGAGGGAGGAGGACGCCGUGAACACAGAGAUGGAUCUGAUGAGCCGUAGGAACCGACACAUGAGCUCUUUGCAGGAGGAGAAGAGAGUGCUGCUGCUCAAAGUGCAGAGCCUGGAAAAUGUUCAGAAAGACCUGGACCUCCAGCUGAGUGAAGCUGAAGCGAUGACGGAGUCUCUGAGAGCCGAGGGACUGUUUGUCAGUCAGAAGCCUCUCACUGACAACACCUGUCUCAGGCUGAGGCAGGAGCUGGAGAUGCAUAAAGAAGGAGAGCUGGAGCUUCUGAGAGAGGCUCUACGAUCAGAGAUACACUUCCUGAAGUCGCAGAAGCUGGACAGCAGCCAGGGGAGCGAGCCGCGAUGAGGAUGAUGAUACAGGUUAUAUUGGUUCUUCUGGUAAAACAAACAUGAAUAUGAAUAGACAGGAGUUAAGGGAAGAAAAAGGACGGGAAGGAACAAACACAGAGAUAAUAAACCGUAAUAAGUUACAUGAAAAGAGCAAAUUCCUUUCUGUGCAUGACCUCAGGGUUGAAACCGGUUUCUUUUCCAAGCUUUUAUACAAUGUGCCGCUCUGUUUAUACCUUUGGUUUUAUAAUAAAUAUUCCUUUUUACAUGCAA
Molecule: messenger RNA, 1135 nt
Organism: Trematomus bernacchii (emerald rockcod)
Lineage: Eukaryota; Metazoa; Chordata; Actinopteri; Perciformes; Nototheniidae
Gene: ccdc172
Product: coiled-coil domain containing 172
Exons: 8
Coding region: 102-881 (259 amino acids)
Cellular component (GO): cytoplasm
Source: RefSeq, a predicted model, not a curated record